Messenger RNA from Malus domestica (apple), 765 nucleotides. RefSeq names its product histone H1-like. NCBI's taxonomy places the organism in Eukaryota, Viridiplantae, Streptophyta, Magnoliopsida, Rosales, Rosaceae. Gene Ontology annotation, biological process: negative regulation of DNA recombination; chromosome condensation; nucleosome assembly. Gene Ontology annotation, cellular component: nucleus; nucleosome. The record is from RefSeq and is a predicted model, not a curated record. Gene Ontology annotation, molecular function: nucleosomal DNA binding; structural constituent of chromatin; double-stranded DNA binding.
AGUUUCUAAUGGCGUCAGUCGGUUCUGAAACGAAAAUUCUAGCGUUUUCUUUACUCUGUUUUCGCGAUGUCAGCCACCGAAGAAGUUCAAGUUCCUGCCGUCAUGGACCCGCCGCCAACGGAGGCUGCAGCGACGGAGGAGCCCAAGAAGGAAGAAAAGCCGGUUAGGCAGACGAAACCCAGGACUCCGAAAGAGAGGAAGCCACAACAGCCCAAACCCAAAACCAAAACCGCCGCUCAUCCUCCCUACUUUCAGAUGAUCAAAGAGGCACUUUUGGCUCUGAACGAGAAGAGCGGGGCGAGUCCGUACGCCAUAGCAAAGCACAUGGAGGAGAAGCACAAGGCGGUGUUGCCGGCGAAUUUCAGGAAGACUCUGGCUCUGCAGCUGAAGAACUCGGCGGCGAGAGGGAAGCUGAUCAAGAUCAGGGCCUCGUACAAGCUCUCGGAAGCGGGGCAGAAGGAGAAAUCCGCACCCAAAACAGCCGCCGUUGCGAAACCAAAAUCGGAGAAGAAGACCAAAACGACCUCGUCUGGUAAGAAGCCGGGAAGGAAGAACAAGAAGUCGGCCGCAGCCAAGCCGAAGCAGCCCAAGUCGAUCAAGAGCUCUGCUGCUAAGAAAUCUAUGAAGUCUGCUGCUUGAAAUAUGUCAAGAAAAAAAAAACAGAUGUAUAAAAAGUAGGAAGAAAUAAUAAGUUGGAGGAAGUUGUGUUUUUGUAUGUGAAUAUAUGGGAAUGUUUUGGGAAAAUUCCAGGUUUUCCUUUUCGUC